This is a messenger RNA of Linum tenue, 1272 nucleotides long. The record is from the annotation of a GenBank genome assembly. Lineage: Eukaryota; Viridiplantae; Streptophyta; Magnoliopsida; Malpighiales; Linaceae.
UUGCUGCUCAAGAAAGUGAAGCAGAAUCUGAUCGUCUUCUUUCGAACUAGUAUUAAUCUCGGUAAGAACUUCAUCGCUGUUUAUCACCUCGCAAUUAGCAUCUCAUUUUACCCUCUUGAGCACAAGUCAAGUAUUAACAAACGGUUCCAGACCGAGUCCAAGGCGGAUUUAAUCCUACCCAUUUCUCAAAAUCUCGAGUCCAAAGACGAUGGAUUGUGGUUUCAAAUUGAGAACUCUACCGACCUGAAACGCGAGGGAUUCAGGGUUCCUCAAAACGCUUACAGAGCUGUGCUAGAGGUUUAUGUGUCACCCCACCACGACGGACAAUCCUGGGACGAGGUUGGAAAUGAGCCUUUCAGAGACGUGGUGAUCACCUUGGAUGAUAUGAUUGUAGUAGGCGCAAUCUGGCCUUACCCUAUCAUCUAUGGUGCAGGGAAUGAUAUCUGGAAUCCUGUAGUCAGCAUACGCAACUUCGAUUUCCCUUCGUACGACAUCGAAUUAACACCAUUCUUGGGGACUCUACUAGACGGAGGGAUCCACAAUUUGAGCUUUGGCAUAGGGAAUGCAGGGAACGUAUGGUACAUCGACGAAAACCUGCACCUUUGGUUGGAUCACAGAAGCAACAGGACAAAUGGAAAAUUCGUGUCGAGCUAUAGCCAGCCACUCGAUCUCUCUUCGAAGCUGAAGAUGAAGCUGGCACUCGCUGGGAAAUCGUGGGUCGAAGCACAUAGGGUUUUAUCUUCACAAGGACGGGUACAAUCAUCACACGGUAAUAUCACAACUCGUGUUAGCCAAAACUUUUUGUAUGCUAACUACAUGGACACUAAAAAUGAGGAUGAUUGCUUCAGCUCCACGGUAGAACAGUUGGUUCUUUCAAAUGACAGUGUUUCGUUCGUAGAUAAUUUUGCUGCUAUUAACUUCUACUCCUUCGAGUCAAUGAAGACCUUUAAUCUGACUAACAAGGAAGAUCUAAAAAGGAUGAAAGCAGAUAUCUUAGACAAAAUAAACAUCGAGAUAGAGUACGGUGACAAGAAGACACAUGAAAGUCCCCACUCCAAAUCUACCAUAGUAAAUAGCUUGAAAGAUCAACAGAGUGGCAGCAGGGUUGUGAUUUUCAAGAACUAUUCGUUCUUUAGCGUCUUGGAUGCUAUGAAUCAAUCAUACCACUACCAGAAUGUCGAAGGCAAUACUAAGAUGUGUUAUUUUAGGAACAUAAGCAGCUUCAAUGCCAGCAUAGUUUAUGAUAAGGAAAAUAAUAAGUGUGCUAAAUAG